This is a messenger RNA of Cololabis saira (Pacific saury), 2042 nucleotides long. RefSeq names its product UDP-glucuronosyltransferase 2A2-like. Gene Ontology annotation, molecular function: UDP-glycosyltransferase activity. The record is from RefSeq and is a predicted model, not a curated record. Lineage: Eukaryota; Metazoa; Chordata; Actinopteri; Beloniformes; Belonidae. Bases 104 to 1591 code for a protein of 495 amino acids. The transcript has a single exon.
AUAUGCAUUUUUUCUUUUAUUAUCUGUAGUAUUUUUUUCGUGGGAAGUUGGUCACGGAGGCCGGAUUUUAGUCGUCCCUUUUGAGGGAAGCCACUGGGUGAACAUGGAGAUCAUCGUCAGAGCUCUGCACUCCCAGGGACACGCGAUCGACGUGGUGCGAACCAACAUCAGCUGGUACAUCAAGGACGACUCUCCUCACUACAAGGCAAUCACAGUUCCAGUCCUCAGAACCUUCAAUCACGAUUUUAUUAAUCCCAUCAUCCAAAAGGUAAUUGCCACAAAGAGGGACUUUUCCUCUUCCAUUAGUAGCUCUUUUAUGAACUUUGUGAGUUUGCAGCUUGAAAUGUUUAAGUCAAUGUCCAACAUGCAUGGGAUUAUGUGCGAACUGGUCACUACCAUGUUAGAGGAUGAAGAACUGAUGAUUACUUUAAAAACAAACAAUUAUGACCUGGUUCUCACUGAUCCAGCACUGGGAGCAGGUAUCAUUUUGGCUCAUGCUCUUAAACUACCACUUGUCUAUAAUGUGAGAUGGGUUACCAGUGGGGAGGGGCACUUGGCCAUAGCCCCUUCUCCCUUAUCUUAUAUCCCAAUUACCCGAUCAGGACUCACAGAUAAAAUGACUUUCAUGGGAAGAGUCAAAAAUGUUAUUUUCUAUGCCAUCUGGGAAACCCAGGACAGGUUUUUUAUCCGCCCCCAGUAUCAAGCUGUCUGUGAGCGAUUUUUUGGAUCAGAAGUUAGAUACAGACACUUAUUACAGGGGGCAGAUCUUUGGCUCAUGAGAGUGGACUUUGUGUUUGAGUUCCCUCGUCCCACAAUGCCGAAUGUCGUCUACAUAGGAGGCUUUCACUGUAAACCCGCAAAGCCUCUUCCUGAACAUCUGGAGGAGUUUGUGCAGAGUUCUGGAGAGCACGGAGUCAUCAUCAUGUCUUUGGGAACAUUCGUUAGCGAACUUCCUGAUGACAUGGCAGAUGAGAUUGCUGCAACUUUUGCUAAAUUACCACAGAAAGUCAUCUGGAGGUAUAAAGGAAAGAGACCUGCCACCCUGGGCAACAACACUCUGGUGGUGGACUGGAUGCCCCAGAAUGACCUAUUAGGACAUCCAAAGAUAAAGCUGUUUGUGGCUCACGGAGGAACAAACGGUGUCCAAGAAGCCAUUUAUCACGGAGUUCCAGUUGUGGGACUACCUGUGUUUUUUGACCAGUUUGACAACCUUCUCCGUCUGCAAGAGAGAGGAUCUGCUAAAAUUCUCACAUUAGCUACAGUGGACAAAGAUGACAACUUCCUGAAGGCCAUACAGGAAGUGCUGAAUGAUCCCUCAUACAGGAUGAACAUGCAGAGACUCUCCAGACUGCACAGAGAUCAGCCAAUGAAGCCGCUGGACACGGCUCUCUUCUGGAUAGAGUUCGUCAUGAGACACAAAGGUGCUGCUCACCUGAGAACCGAGUCCUACCGACUACCCUGGUACUCCUACUACUCCGUGGAUGUAGUUCUGUUCCUGACUGGAGCGCCAUUGUUUCUGCUUUUAAACACUGUGAUCUUCAUCAGGUGUUUAUGUAAAGCAAUGAGUAAACGGAAGGUGAAACAUGAGUAAGGAUACAUGUGAAAAAGAUGGUUAACGGCAAUCUUUCUUCUGUCGGGUUUCAACUUUUGUAUGUAAAAUACUUUACAUGUACAGAACAUCAACUUUGUCAAACUGUACAAACUGUGUAUCUUACCUGAUUGUUUUUCAUAUCACUUCAUAAACCUUCAUCCCAUAGUAUAAUUUUCCAUCGUGUAAGUGUUGUAGGAUUACUUUCUCGUUCUUAAAUACUCAACCUUUUAAUGCUUUAUGCAUAUUUUCAUGAUAAUACUCGGAUACUUUCUAUAAAAUAAUCCUUUCCAAGAUCUACUUUUACUUAUUAUGAUGUGUGAUGCUUCUUACCCCAUUGAAUAUAAUAAAUCAAUUUCCAAAUAUGUUUAUCAGAUAGAAAUAUUUUUGAAAAUUGUAUUUAAAUCCUGUCAAUUUGUUACUUGGCAUAGUUUGGAUUAAUUCCACUGUCAUC